Annulohypoxylon maeteangense is the source of this 699-nucleotide messenger RNA. RefSeq names its product PTPLA-domain-containing protein. The coding region runs from base 1 to 699 and encodes 232 amino acids. Gene Ontology annotation, cellular component: endoplasmic reticulum membrane. Lineage: Eukaryota; Fungi; Ascomycota; Sordariomycetes; Xylariales; Hypoxylaceae. Gene Ontology annotation, molecular function: 3-hydroxyacyl-CoA dehydratase activity. Gene Ontology annotation, biological process: very long-chain fatty acid biosynthetic process; fatty acid elongation; sphingolipid biosynthetic process. The transcript has 3 exons. The record is from RefSeq and is a predicted model, not a curated record.
AUGGCCGACACAUCGAAACCCGUCAAGAAGGCGUCGCCUAUCAAGAACGGCUACCUCAUCCUUUACAAUGCCGUAUCUGCGGUCCUCUGGCUCACAGUGCUUAGUCGCGUCGUCAGCGCCAAUAUAACAGGCGGACCUCUAUUGGUGUACCCAACAGUCGGCGAGUUCUGCAAAUGGACACAGACGGUGGCUGGUAUGGAGGUCUUGCACUCGCUUCUAGGCGUCGUUCGUGCCCCCCUUUUCACGACCUUUAUGCAAGUCUUCAGCCGAUACGCGAUCGUAUGGGGUAUUACCGACCUAUUCCCCGAACUAGCCCUCGGUAGUGAUAGCGGUGAUAGCUAUUCGAGCUUGGCCUAUUCGUCGAUGCUGGUCGCUUGGGCUACUACUGAGAUAAUUCGAUACUCAUACUUCGCUCUGGGCUUGUCGUCGGGCGGAAAGCCACCGUAUGUCCUACACUGGCUGCGAUACCACGCCUUCUUUAUCUUGUAUCCUGUCGGCAUAUCUAGCGAGGCGUACUUGAUCUGGCGUGCUGUUGAGCCCGCCAAGGAGGCGGUCAGCCCUUUAUACUCGACGGUGCUAUUCGGAUACGUGGCAUUGGUGUAUCCUCCGUCCGCCUAUAUCCUGUAUACACAUAUGAUGGCUCAAAGAAGGAAGGUCAUGAAGGCAGCUAAGACGUCGGACAAGAAGGCUUCGAAAUAG